CUGUUUUGCAAGGCUGAUGACUUCCGGGUUUUGGGUAGUACGUAAUGUUAACAAAAUCCAAUGUUAUUAUCCAAGAAAUAACUUUCAACUUCAUAUUUUAACACAAAAUGGUCAAUCUUGGUCUCACUCGAGUGGACGAUGAGCUGGUAGCAAAACACCCGGGUUUGGAACGUUAUGCUGCCUGUCAGUCUCACGCCUUCAUGAAGGGCACUGGAAGUUUUGUUCUCGGUGCUGUGGGGCUUUUUGCUCUCCAGAAGGGUCUGCCGAAGAGACUUUCAUAUCCUCUGCAGUGGAACCUGCUUGUUUCUAUCGUGGCAUCAUCUGUGGGCAGCUAUGCGAUGACACGGUGGGAAACCCAAAAAUGCUCCGACCUUUGGUUGCUACUCGAAACUGGCAAAGUCCCGGAUAGAUUCCCGCCACAAAUGCCUAAAACAGAAGAACCACCAGGAACUGAGAAGACCAAAUACGGUGAUGUCAUGGAUUGAAAUCUUUUAAAAAGAACAAUGUUGCAAAGUCGAGCUUAUCUCUUCCGGGACGCUGGUCUACCUCCAAGUACAAUUUUUCACAUCGGAUAUAUAAUAUAUAACAAAUGGUCAAACCGUAAACAAUCUUACAACCUUCAUGAAGUGUACUUGCAAUCACAUUUGAACAUUAUUAACCAUCAUGCAAGUGUAUAAAGAGUAACAAACUGCUUUCAGACUUCAUAGCAUCAUUAAUGUGAGGAUAAACUGAUACACUGAAGGUCA
This is a messenger RNA of Syngnathus typhle (broad-nosed pipefish), 746 nucleotides long. RefSeq names its product transmembrane protein 141 (gene tmem141). Lineage: Eukaryota; Metazoa; Chordata; Actinopteri; Syngnathiformes; Syngnathidae. The coding region runs from base 108 to 485 and encodes 125 amino acids. The transcript is spliced from 5 exons. The record is from RefSeq and is a predicted model, not a curated record.